AUGUCUCUACCAAUUUUCCAUUAUUUUGAUGCCAGAGGUCGUGGUGAAGAAAUUAGAAUCUUAUUAAAUUAUGCCGGUGUAAAAUACACUGAAGACAGAAUCCACCCAUUGACCGAUGAGAUUCGUGCCAAGUUGACAUUCGGACAACUACCAUGGUACCAAGAGGGAUCUCUCAGUAUCACUCAAUCGAUGGCUAUUGAGAGUUACAUUGCCAGAAAGCACUCAUUGCUCGGUGCCAACGAAGAAGAGAAUGCUGAGAUCUUCAGUUAUGUGCUGUCGGUUGCCGAUAUGUUGGAUUCGUUCAUCAAGGCAUUCAUGGGUGGUCCCGAGCAAAAGAAGAACUUUGAGGAAGUCGUUGCACCAAGAAUCAUCAAAGCCUGGGAAUCAAAGAUCAACAGCAACGGUCAUCUCUUUGGAGCCAAAACAACCUGGGCCGAUCUCGCUGUUUUCAACAGUGUUGAUUAUUUACUCUGGGCCAAGAACGAUAAACUCUUUGCACAUGCACCAAAGUGUCUUGAACUUCACAAGAAAUUGGCUGAAUCCCCACAAUUGAAGCCAUACUUGGAAUCAAGACCAAAAGAUAUUAAAUUCUAA
Molecule: messenger RNA, 594 nt
Organism: Heterostelium album PN500
Lineage: Eukaryota; Evosea; Eumycetozoa; Acytosteliales; Acytosteliaceae
Product: glutathione S-transferase
Exons: 2
Coding region: 1-594 (197 amino acids)
Biological process (GO): glutathione metabolic process
Molecular function (GO): glutathione transferase activity
Source: RefSeq, a predicted model, not a curated record